AUGUCAGCUGCUCCUCAUGGACGCAAACUGCAGCAGCACUGACCCUUCGCUCCCCGCGUGCCGUAAGUUUUACACGCGGGAUGUGUUGCAUCGCGGGCCGCUGGGGGUUGCAUGGCUCUCGAGCUCCACGAGCGACGUGCUCUGUUGCGGGGUCUCGUGGUUUAUUAGGUGGUGGUGGUGAUGAUGAUGAUGAUGAUGAUGAUGAUGAUGAUGUUAAGAGGACGAAGGCGACUCCGCUGACACCGUCUUGAUUUGCAUGUAAAGGUUUAUUACAUCUGCAGGUCCGCUCGUGAGGGGGCGCGAGGCCAGUGACAAUCAGCCUUGACCGCCGACUCCUAAAUGAGGCGGUUGUUUUCCUAAGAAAUGUCACUAACGUAUGGUUUCAAUCACAAAGCGCUAACUCCCUUUUCAGACUGGGGGGGGGCGUCCUCUGAGGUCCCCCCAACCAAGGGGCCUCUAUGAAAACAUAUACAUUUAUCUCUGCAUGUUUAACCAUACACCUCGCAGGCCAAAUCCCCCCCCCCAAUGGCAUUGUGAUGGCCCCGUCCCUUCGCCCCUCUUACACUCGUUGAGACUGACACAAGUAUACACGGUGACCAGAUGCGCCGAACCCGGUCCCUCUCUCACUCGCUGCUCAGGUGAGGCGUCGCCGGGUCCGCUGGCCGUGGUCAUCAUCCCUUGUCUGUUGGCGCUCGGCACGGUUUCGGUGGUGGCUCUGAUUUUCUACAGCCUCCACAAGAACCAACGGAGAGCAGGCCGCGCCUCGUCUCAGCUCGCAAACGGCCAGCGGAGACCACCCCCGACUGCCGCCUCUGUAAGCGCUCCAAAGGCCCAGCGGGCUCUGCGUCCCUGGGAGAUCCCCGAGGAGUGUGUUCUCGAGGGACUCCAAUGGUGGCGGACGGGCCGCUACGGCCCCGUUUAUAAAGGUCUGCUGCGGAGGAGAGACGGUCCCUCCUCCGCCGUGGUGGUGAAGUCCCUUCGAGAUGGCCCCAACCACCCGGAAGCUAAGGAGUUCGUGGAGUGGCUCCUGUUCCACGCCGCCGUGUGUAAGCACGAGAAUGUGGUGCAGAUGUUGCACUGCCAGACCGAGCGUCCGCCCAUGUAUCUGGUCUUGAGCGCCUGCAGCCCUGGGAACCUCCUUCACUUCCUCUGGACGCUCCGAAAUAAGAAUCCUAACACUGCGGAUCCACUGCAGAACUUCUCCGAGAGGUCAGUGUUUCUGGUGGCAAAGCAGGUUGCAGCCGGCCUGGAUUACCUGGUGUCAGAGCACAGGCUGGUGCACGGCGAUGUUGCCGCCAGGAACAUCUUAAUUGGCCCCGGCCUCUCAGCCCGGGUGUCUGGGCUGGGCGCAGCGUUUGGCGGACGCGCAGCGGACUCCGCAAUUAGGCGGAGGGCGGCGGAGGUGCCGCUCAAAUGGCAGGCUCCAGAGAGGAUUAUGAUGCGGCUCAGCAUCGACAGGAGCGACGUGUGGUCGUUUGGAAUCCUACUGUAUGAACUGGUUACCUUAGGCUCACCUCCGUACCCUGAGCUAGAGCCUCUGUCCGUCCUUCCAAAGCUUCGGGGGUAUUAUCGAAUGAAGAGACCAGGGAAUUGCGGAACACAUUUGUAUGACCUGAUGAAGUACUGCUGGAUGUGGAGUUUCAAAGACCGACCCGCCUUCUCAGCCGUCGCGAAGCUGCUGGAGUCCUCACUGCACCUGGCGGCCGUUAAGCCCCUUCACGUUCCUGAGGUCAUAGACCUGCUGGAGUAUAGCCGAAAGGCGGGACUGCUCCCGUAAUCUCACGUACAACCACAUAUGCCAACGCCCACUAAAAAGGAAAUGGACGGCGCGUGCUGUAAAGUUUGGUUAUCCCUCGGGCUUUAAGUAUUUUUGACCGUCUUCCAUUCAAUUUGUACACUGGCAACUCUCACAUAAAAAAUAACUAUGUGACUAAAAGUUUUACAGUCAAAUGUUGACGCAUCAAAAACACCACAAGCAAGUUGUUCCACUUUUCUCUUUAU
Molecule: messenger RNA, 2001 nt
Organism: Xiphias gladius (swordfish)
Lineage: Eukaryota; Metazoa; Chordata; Actinopteri; Istiophoriformes; Xiphiidae
Product: tyrosine-protein kinase STYK1
Exons: 8
Coding region: 485-1777 (430 amino acids)
Biological process (GO): cell surface receptor protein tyrosine kinase signaling pathway; protein phosphorylation; positive regulation of kinase activity
Cellular component (GO): signaling receptor complex
Molecular function (GO): ATP binding; transmembrane receptor protein tyrosine kinase activity
Source: RefSeq, a predicted model, not a curated record